AUGGUCCUGAUUGCUGAUGCUAAUCUGAACAACAACUUCAACAAAGUCGAAAAAAAUUUAAUGAUGAUGACUGCUCUGCCAUUCCAGCCAGCACCUGAGACUUCCCGUGACUUCGACCGAGCUUCGAAGGACAGUGUGGUGCAGGUGGGAGACAGCGCAGAUGUGAACUGCUUCGAGGAGAGAGAUGCAGAGUCCAAUCUGAUGGAUCCAGCGAGCAUCGAUCUUUGCAACUACGAUCUUAAGUUUUUAGACUUCGACAUUCUGAACGAUUUUUCGUCCGACGUGAUGGACGAGGCGGAGAUGACGAUCGCUGACCUCACGACGGCCAACGACGACAACUACCCCGCUGAAAAUUUCGAUUAUUCUGAUUUCCACCCACUGCCGGCUUGCGGCAGUUCACCGUUCGAUGAAACAUUUUCAUACGAUUUUUCCAGUCAGCAUAACUUAGCGGAACCACAACCUUGCCACUUACAACAACAGCAACAAUUACAUCAACAAGCGCACCUCCAACAACAACAUUUCCUCAAAAAAUAUUGUGACGCCAAUGCAGCGUCAUACUGCAGUCAGUACGAAAUGGAUGAGUCCUGGCACGACUGGGACAUCUUCAACUUGCCGUCCAGCACCUCCUCCAUAGCAUCAUCCAUGACAUCAUCCAACACAUCAUCCAACACAUACAUCAACGAAGUACAACACCAACAACAUUCCAGUUCUCUUUCGCCAUCUACAACAACAACAACAGCAAAUGUUUUACAACGAAUGAGGGCCUCUCCACGACAAUCGCCUAUAUAUCACCUCAGUAAUCUGCUCGCUAGCACUGACGUCCUCUGCAAAACUCUUGCAAUCUCAAAAAGUGCCUGUGAGCUUGCAAAGAAACAUUUGCUGGCAAAUCCCCAUAUUUGGUCAUGCUCCGAUGUGAAGACGUGGUGCACCUGGAUGUUCAACAAAUCAUCAUCAUCAUCAUCACCGACAUCGUCAUCAACGUCGUCUCCGUCAUCCAGUUUCACAAAUGAAAAACAAUGCAGAAUAAAAAGUAGAAAGCAAAGAAAUAUAGUCUCGAAGGAUGAAGCUGACAUCAAACCGGAAGUAACAAACGACAGCUAUGACGUCACGAAUAUUGAUGGGGCAACCUUGUGUGGUAUGGGCUGCAUGGAGAUGAAGGAAGUGUUUGGAGAGGAAGGAGAAGCCAUCUUCGUCGAACUUGAACUUUGGAAAAAUGCUCACUACUUGUCUCAAGAUGAGCAGUUCUGCAUCAGCCCUGCGAACAAAUCGCUAGACUUCUACAACUUCAACGUCGUCAACAGUGAGAAUGUUUGUGUCGGGGAAAAUCUCUACCUACCCGAUCUUUAUGACGCAAAAACAUCAACGACAUGCAGCACUGGUGCGAUCCCGACACGCGAGACUGGGAAUUUGAACACCAAGAAUGAAGGAAGAAACUCAGAGGAAACAUUUUACAACGAGCCACUGAACAUGAAACUUCCUCCAGAGCUCAAACAGCAACAACACCUUUCCAACAACAACGACCCCAUCCUUCCACAGUUCUCAUUCUUCGUAAACAACAACAACAGCAGCAGCAAUCUCAACAGUUAUAAUUUUCUCAACGGCAAUUACUACGGACUGCCAGCUAACUUCAACAAUUAUGUGACGUCAUUUGUCGACAUUCCACGUCGACCGAUGUCAUCGUUGUCGUCCUCUCCAGCUUCGUCGUCCCAUUCCGACGGUUACGAGGCUCUUUAUGGGUCUCAGGUCGAUCCGGCAGAACUGAACUACAAAGAUAGGAGCGGGCAACCAUCGCGACACGGCAACCAGCUGUGGCAGUUUCUGAAGGAGCUGCUGCAUCAACCACACUGCUACGAUAACUGCAUCAGAUGGAUCGAUAAACAGAAAGGCAUGCAGUCGGCGAUUAAAAAUAUCAAGCAAAUUGACGUUCAUAAAUGCUGCGUUGUUGGUGCUAUUGUAGAAUGCUGCAUUGUCUGCCUGGUACUUGCUCACAUGUUCGCAGUGCCCUAGUUAGAACAUCUCCGCGUUCAUAAUUAUUAAAUUUUACCUGACAUGCAAUAAAUAAUCGAAAGCAUUUAUCUUUUUGAAUUUGAAACUUGAACAUUUGUACCGUUAAUUGUUUACUAGUUUAUGCCAUUUUCUUUUGAUUUCAUUCCAGAAAAUAGCGCUUUAUUUUUCAAUUUUAAAGCCUUUACAAUAAAUUGCGCC
This is a messenger RNA of Helobdella robusta, 2205 nucleotides long. RefSeq lists its product as hypothetical. Gene Ontology annotation, molecular function: sequence-specific DNA binding; DNA-binding transcription factor activity. Lineage: Eukaryota; Metazoa; Annelida; Clitellata; Rhynchobdellida; Glossiphoniidae. The record is from RefSeq and is a predicted model, not a curated record. Gene Ontology annotation, biological process: regulation of DNA-templated transcription. The transcript has 9 exons. Bases 1 to 2007 code for a protein of 668 amino acids.